Molecule: messenger RNA, 2282 nt
Organism: Ostrea edulis (European flat oyster)
Lineage: Eukaryota; Metazoa; Mollusca; Bivalvia; Ostreida; Ostreidae
Product: neurocalcin homolog
Exons: 2
Coding region: 491-1054 (187 amino acids)
Molecular function (GO): calcium ion binding
Source: RefSeq, a predicted model, not a curated record
UUGUCUUAUUGAAUGAAAAUGUAAAAGAUUGGCCACUGAAUUUGGAAAUAAAUCAUAUCGAAUUGAAAACAGAAUUUUAACUUUUUCCCAUGUGAUCGUAAAACCUCGUGGACUUUGAAGCUGGUCAAUAUCAUGUCGAUGUAUUGAUGGGAGCGCAGCGGGCCCUGUAACGCUAAUGAAAUUGCUAACGAUGCCUGUUUUGUGUCGGAGUUUCCAGGUUUAAUUGUUCAUAUCCGGGGAAGAUCCAACAGGAAAGUCAAUGCUCAGAAUCGCAUGGGAAUUACGUAAGACACGGUGUGCAGGUUUCAUUGUCAUUUAAAACGUGUAAUUGGACUACUUGUAAAUGUUUGAUAACAAAUCAUCAACUGUUUUCGAUAUUCUGCAGGGAAUUUAAAACCAUAUAUAUAUAUACUGAUAUUUUAAAAGCCAUGUUUCGCUUUAAAUUGCAUUUGUACCGAAGAGUUUAACGUGGAGACAAACACACCGCAUUAUGGGGAAACAAACCUCCAAGUUGAAACCUCGGGAACUGAGUGACCUAAAUAUACAGACGAACUUUAGCGAGAAAGAACUGCAAGAAUGGUAUAAAGGAUUUAUAAAGGAAUGUCCAAAGGGAAGUCUGACGAUGGAUGAAUUCAAGCGAGUCUACUCGGACUUUUUCCCUCAUGGGGAUGCCACAUCAUUCGCAGAAUACGUUUUUAAGGCCUUUGACAAGAAUAAAGAUGGAACACUGGACUUUAAGGAAUUCAUGUGUGCCCUCAGCGUGUCAUCUAGAGGCUCCGUGGAUCAGAAAAUACAAUUCGCCUUCCAAAUUUAUGAUUUAAACGGGGACGGAGUAAUUUCUAAACAAGAGAUGUUAGAAAUCAUUAGGGCAAUCCAUAAAAUGGUAGCAUCGACGACAGCAUCAGAGCACAGUGGAAUGACCCCCGAGGACAGGACGGAUCAGAUUUUUAAACGCAUGGACAAAAAUGCUGACGACAAACUGUCAAUGACAGAGUUCAUGGACGGUGUCAAACAGGUCCCGUCCAUCGUCAACUUCCUGCAAGAGGAUGCGUAAAUGUAAGCCCUAUUCAUGUGAAUUUUUCCGGAAAUGAUAGCGGGAAUUCUGGAUUUGAUACCAGGGGUACAGUUGAUGCGUUUUGCCCGUGAUGUAAUUAGCUCGUACGAAGUAUGGACACCGUAUUCCGACACAAUCUCCGACAUGUCGUACGAACUACUGUACAGGCUUUAAGCCGGAAAGUCACAAAUUACCGGUAUUCUCAUUUACAUAUUUUGUUGGUCAUGACAGAAUAAUGAUUGGUGUUUAUGUAAUUAAGCUAAUGACCAUCUGCACAUUCAAAGUUUCAAGGAAUACGCUUCAAUCAAAUACUAGAAGAUCUGACUAGAGAGUUCGAAAUCGUUGGUUAGACUUUCUUCUUUGGUAAUAGUUUACGAUGACGUGUCCAGUUUACCUACAAUUUAGGAUCAUAAUUUCUUACCUGGGACCGUGUUAUCUAGGAUGAAUCCUAUCACACCUCCGACAAACAUAGACGUACUCAGUAAAACCGAUAGGACUUGAUCCGCCUCUGCGUUUCCUGAAUGGAAAUUUUAAAUCAUAUACACCGUGUGUGUGUAUAUAUAUAUAUAUAUAUAUAUAUAUAUAUAUAUCAGUAUUUUGAAUUAUGGAUACAUGGUAUACAUCGUUACAUUCAUGAAAUAACGAAUUAUUGAGAUUGAUCACCGUUUGUUACAUGCAUCUUCACAUUUUCAUCGUUUACUUGAAUCAAUUCUGACAUUCUGGCAACCAGUUUGGUACCGAUUUGAUAAACAUUGAACGCCUAAUUGUAGUAUGUCCAUGCGUUAAAACUCGGGUAUUUGAAGAAAAUCAAAAACAGAAUAUUUAGUGUGUUCAAUAGAAAAUCAUUUCUUUUUUAAAUUUGAAAUUUCGUUUUCAAAAUGAUAUCUUAUAACCAUACAGAACAGCAUCAGGUUAAUAACUUUAUUUUGAGGGGGGGUGUGAAUUUCAAUAUCGUAGUACCUCAGUUAUCUCUCUUUUGAAAAAAACAACCAAAAACAAACUAAUAUUUACACGUGUACGUUAUGCUUUGAUAUUAUAUUGAUAUAGUAAGUGCUUCGGAAAAUUAUAUAUUGUUGAUAGCAUCAUAUUUUCUUUAUACAAAAAAUCAAAUUCUUGGCAAUAUAUGGUUGUAAUGUUUAAUGCAUGCAUGUUGAAACUGAACGCUUAGCAGCAUUGCACAGUAUAAUUUCAAGCACCAACUUUUGAAAUAAAAAAAGUCAGCAACGUA